AGACGGAGAAAAACCAACGAUUAUCCAAAAUCCCAAAACAAAAAAAGAUAAAAAUGGCAUUAGUAUUCUCCUCUCCAUCUUCUUCAUCUACUCCUUCACUCCUUCCAUUUUCAUGGCCGCCCAUUACUUCCUCUCGCCGCCGCUUCCAGUUCAGACCAAUCACAGCUUCCCAAGUCUGCAUAACCUCGCCACCGCACGACACCAUCGACAAAUCCUCACUCUUAAUCUCAGAAACUGAAGCAGAAGACGAGCUCUGGGCCGCCUCUUGUCUCCGUGUCCGCUCUUUCUACAGAAGCUUAGAAGAUUCUUCUUCAUUUGGUAUCCAAGAUCAUAAAAAGUACCUAGCGGAGCGCGAGUUUGAAGCUGUUAAAGAACGAAUUGCGGGUAAAAGACUUGGGUUUCGGAGGGUUUCUUGUAUUAAUGCUACUCUCCCUUUGUCUCAAAUGUCUGGCUUGUCUGAUGAUGAUUUAUUCGCCGAAUGUAAGUAUACUGCUAAUGGUGAAGAUCGAGUGGUGGUUGGGACUCUUGAUCUUAAUCAAUGUCUAAGAUUACCUGAUGAAAUAAUUGGGAGAAAACCUGAGGGAAUUGGAUCUGAUUUUUUGAGGGCAUACCUGAGCAAUGUAUGUGUAGCCAAGGAACUGCAUAGACAAGGCUUGGCUUAUGAACUUGUUGCAAAGUCAAAAUUAGUAGCUCAACAAUGGGGCAUUACCGACAUAUAUGUCCAUGUUGCUGUUGACAAUGAACCCGCAAAGAAGUUAUACAUGAAAAGUGGGUUUGUAUUUGAAAAUGAUGAACCAGCAUGGCAAGCGCGGUUUCUUGAUCGGCCGCGGCGGCUUUUAUUAUGGUUCGGUCUCUCAGAUGCACAUGACUCGGAAUAAUACGGUCAUGCUCUAUUUUUCACUCUUAAAAUUCUUUAUCACGUUUAUAGCAUUAAAUACAAUUCCCUUUCAUCUCAGUAAAUUGUAAAAUGUGUUUUUGUUAGAAUGGAAAUCAUGCUUAUUAUUCUGAGCAUUUUGGUCCUUUUUGUUUUUCUUUUUAACUAAAUUGAAAAUUUAUUGAUGUCAAAUAAAUAUAAUAUUUAGUAGGUGUUUGA
Mercurialis annua (annual mercury) is the source of this 1093-nucleotide messenger RNA. RefSeq lists its product as uncharacterized. The coding region runs from base 54 to 878 and encodes 274 amino acids. Gene Ontology annotation, molecular function: acyltransferase activity, transferring groups other than amino-acyl groups. The record is from RefSeq and is a predicted model, not a curated record. Lineage: Eukaryota; Viridiplantae; Streptophyta; Magnoliopsida; Malpighiales; Euphorbiaceae. The transcript has 5 exons. Gene Ontology annotation, cellular component: chloroplast.